Molecule: messenger RNA, 1083 nt
Organism: Saccostrea echinata
Lineage: Eukaryota; Metazoa; Mollusca; Bivalvia; Ostreida; Ostreidae
Exons: 4
Coding region: 12-803 (263 amino acids)
Biological process (GO): mitophagy by internal vacuole formation; mitochondrial protein catabolic process
Cellular component (GO): mitochondrial outer membrane
Source: RefSeq, a predicted model, not a curated record
CAAAAUUUACAAUGGGCUGCAACGCAGCAAACCUUGUCACAAUUAUUUCCCAGCUUCAAUAUGAACUGGAAGUCGCUAAACGGCGAUUGCAGGUGGAAAAAUCGGAAAAAGAACAAGCUUUGACCAGGCUAAGUUCAAUAGCUGGAUCUAAACUUGCAUAUAAUAACCCAGGCAUAACCGAUCUAUCAGACAAGAACAGGCCACAAAAGCUAGGAGAGAAGUUCAGUGAACUCUAUGACAAUGAAUGGACAGAUGCCAUAGAUUCUCUCACAGAAACUAUGGAAGAAAAGAAGGCCAUUUUAAUGCUACGAAACGCUCUCAGAUAUGUGUACGAAAAAACGAAGAAAGCGUCUGAGGACCAGUACCGGAAUCUUCAAAUGGCUUUGUUCCAGAGAGAUCUAAGAAAUUCUGAGGCACAAAGUUUCAUACAAAUCUACAGAAAAAUCACUGAACUACAGAAAGAGGUUUCAACGCUCUCCAUCAGUAAUACCAAGCAGUUUUUAAGAGACGAUUCGAACUUCAUGCUGCCGUAUGAAAUCGUUAUGAACUGCUGUGAACUAUUUGUUGAUAAAUGUGUGGAACUUUGCUGGAUGAUGCAUAUUCAGGAUCCACCUAUGGUUUUAGAUUUUGGAUCUUCAGAUAUCGUAGACAAAAACAUGUUUAGACUUUUUACUAGAAGUGGCGACGUCGUUGACUUUGUUGUGUGGCCUGCUGUCUUACUGCACGAAAACGGGCCUCUGGUUCAAAAGGGUGUUGUCCAACCCAUAAAGACAAAAUCAAAAACUAAUGGAAAAGACCGUUGAUAAUCUCAAAAAAUAUCAAUAAUAUUGCUUAUCCCUUGUGGAAUAAGUACAUUUUCAUGCAAUAUGAUGUCUCAACGACCUUGAAUUCGAGGAGAUCAAUUCACUGUGAGUGACGAUAAGAGUGUGGACAUGGCAUUAUAUACUGUGCAUUGUAGAAUGACCAAUGUUGAGGGAAAAAGCACAAUUAAGUCUAUACUCUCUAAUAUUCAAAAGCAAAAUAUGAAUAUUUGAAGUUUUUAAAUGUGCCAAAAGUUUCUAUUUAUUCCUUUGUUUUUAUACA